UUAUACCAACUUUCUAGAUUUCCAAAUAUACAUCUAUCGCCUUUAUCGUCUAACAUAAACAAAUUACCAACCCUCAUGCACGCCACCAUUAUAUACACCUAUAUUCCUCCAAAUUUCUUAUUUCCUUGCAGAUAGAACCACCCCCCCCAAAACAAAAAGACCAUGAAAUACAACGAAAUUUCCCACUUUAGCCACCCCCAACACAAACUCAAGUUUGAGUACUCCGAAUUUCCUUUCAAGUGUGACGGCUGCAAGGAGGCCGGUAUUGGCUCCCGUUACAAGUGCGCCUACUGCGAUUUCGACCUCCACACGCACUGCGCCAUCCCGUCGCCGACCAUCUCCCACCCUUUCUACACUAAGUGCUCCUUUCGGUUCCUCUCCCGCCCGCCUGGCGACGCGCCACGCUACUGCAACGCCUGCGAGAAGGAUGUGACCGGAUUCGUGUACCACUGCACCUCAUGCGGGUUCGACCUCCACCCCUGCUGCGCCAAGCUCCCGAUGGUGCUCGACGACGGCGAGACGAAGCUCUACCUCUACCGCAAAGUAAGCUCGUCGUGCCACCGCUGCGGGAGGAAAGGCCGGAGCUGGAGCUACCGGUCGUCGUGCAAGAAAUACAAUCUACACGUGGCGUGUGUGAGAGAGAUGCUCAUGGAGAGCUGGUCGGAGAUUUAUGCCGGCCGAGCUGGGAGGGGGUCGACUAUGAGGAAACUUGAGACGAGGAUUCCCAGUCUCAAGAACACGCUCCAAACGCAUCACCGGAGAGGGAAGGGGAAGGUAAAGAAGUGCUGCGAGAUGGCGGGGCUGGCCGUGCAGUUCGUCAUCUCCGCCGUGUUGGGAGAUCCCACAGCUCUCAUCGCCGGCCUUAUUGGGACGUUGAUUUCACGAGCGUAAUGUGAUGGAUUGAUAUGGUUUGGUUACCAGUUCUAGUAGUAAAAUAUGUGAAUUAUAACCAUAAUAUUACAAGUAAUAACAAUCUGCUUCAAUGAAUUAGAAUGGA
Morus notabilis is the source of this 997-nucleotide messenger RNA. RefSeq lists its product as uncharacterized. NCBI's taxonomy places the organism in Eukaryota, Viridiplantae, Streptophyta, Magnoliopsida, Rosales, Moraceae. The coding region runs from base 163 to 891 and encodes 242 amino acids. The record is from RefSeq and is a predicted model, not a curated record. The transcript is spliced from 2 exons.